Molecule: messenger RNA, 2740 nt
Organism: Anguilla rostrata (American eel)
Lineage: Eukaryota; Metazoa; Chordata; Actinopteri; Anguilliformes; Anguillidae
Gene: ferry3
Product: FERRY endosomal RAB5 effector complex subunit 3
Exons: 13
Coding region: 1-1656 (551 amino acids)
Biological process (GO): regulation of mast cell degranulation
Cellular component (GO): cytoplasm
Source: RefSeq, a predicted model, not a curated record
AUGAAGAGAAACAAAGGCAAACUAAACACCACCGAAAAGGAGUUUUUGUUCGAGUUCACAGCCGGGAAGCAGCGCUACGCCCUGACUGUUCCGCUGCAAUUCCCCAUGCAGGAAAACGUCAGCGACCUCCACGGGAGGCUGAUGCUUCUUCACAAAAUGCCAUGCUUCAUUGAAAAUGACCUGAAGAGUGCCCUUAGCAGCUUCAUUGAGAGAGAAACGAUUCAGGAUUAUGACAGAGAUGCAGAGUUAGCCUUGCAGAGACUCUCAAAGGGAGAAGUGGACACUGACCAGCUCGCAAAUGCUUGGGCCCGAGCCUACUCUGAAACCACCCUGGAGCACGCCAGGCCUGAGGAGGCCAGCUGGGACGAGGACUUUGCGGACGUCUACCACGAGCUGAUCCACUCGCCGGCCUCCGACACCCUGCUCAACCUGGAGCACAACUACUUCCUGAGCAUCUCCGAGCUCAUCAGCGAGCGCGACAUGGAGCUGAAGAAACACCAGGAGAGACAGGUGGUGGAAAUGGACAAAGUGAUGCAGGAGCUGGGAAAUACCGUGAGCGACCAGGAUGUGAACGUCAUGGCAUCACAGCACUUUGCUGCCCAGCAGGUGUUGGAGAAUAAAUGGGCCAACGAGCUCAAGCAGGUGACUGGUAUCCAGAAGCAGGAGUAUCAGGAGUGGGUGAUCAAACUGCACGAGGACCUGCAGAACCCCAACAACAGUAAAAUAAACGAGGAGAUCAAGGUGCAGCCCAGCCAGCUGACGGAGCCCCAGGAGUCGGGCGACAGACGCUUCGAGGAGCAGCGACAGCUGGAGGAGAGCUUCACCAUCCACUUAGGCGCGCAGCUGAAGACCAUGCACAACCUGCGGCUGGUCCGGGCCGACGUGCUGGACUUCUGCAAGCACCGUCGCCACGGCAGCGGCGGGGUGAAGCUGCGGCGGCUGCAGACGGCGCUCUCGCUCUACUCCUCCUCCCUCUGCGGCCUGGUGCUGCUGGUGGACAACCGCGUCAACUCCUACAGGGGCAUCAAGAGAGAUUUUGCCACCGUGUCCAAGGAGUGCACAGACUUCCACUUCCCGCGGCUGGAGGAGCAGCUGGAGAUGGUCCAGCAGGUGGUGCUGUACGGCCGGGCACAGAGGAACAGCAAGCAGAGGGAGCAGCCCGAGGUCCCCAGAAACGGAGCCGGUGAGGAUAAGGCCAAAAACCUUGAGAGGAAUCCCUCGAACAUCUUACCAGGCGAGUUCUACAUCACCCGGCACUCCAACCUGUCCGAGGUGCACGUGGUCUUCCACCUCUGCGUGGACGACAACGUGCGGCUGGGCAACAUCACCGCCCGCGACCCCGCCAUCAUGGGCCUGCGCAACAUCCUCAAGGUCUGCUGCACCCACGACGUCACCACCAUCACCAUCCCCCUGCUGCUGGUGCACGACAUGUCGGAGGAGAUGACCAUACCCUGGUGCCUGAAGAGAGCCGAGCUGGUCUUCAAAUGCGUGAAAGGCUUCAUGAUGGAAAUGGCGUCCUGGGACGGAGGCAUCUCGCGGACGGUCCAGUUCCUGGUUCCGCAGAGUAUCUCCGAGGAGAUGUUCUACCAGCUGAGCACCAUGCUGCCUCAGAUCUUCCGCGUGUCCUCCACCCUCACGCUGACCUCCAAGCGCUGAUGCGGCGGGCCCCGCCCCGAAGACCCCGACCGAUGGGGGGGGGAAACGCUCGCGUAAGACGGGGGCGUUCGGCGGCUCCUGCAUCGGGGGGGGGUCCUGUUACGACGACUGCGUCUGCGUCUGCGCUCACGAGCUGCGCGGAAGCUUUCGUGGGUGUACCUCGCAUCUCUGAGCGCGUUUCCUCACGCCUGCCCGCCCACCCCCCCCCCCCCUUAUUAACGCCUUCGCCACAGCGCCCGCUGUGCGGCUGUCCGGGCAUUUACAGUUCCACGAGGGAGGAAACUAUCUGCAAUGCAGAGGCUUUCUCAGUUCUGCAGUGGGAAGUCUUCUCGCUAGCACAUGCGUGCGGAGUCUUUUUUUAGACAAAAAAACUUUUCUCAACUUUGCACUGAACCUUCUAAAGUAAUCUGGUUGAUCCGUUCACUAGAGCCCUGUCCCGUGUUGCUACUCCACCUGUAUGUUGACCAUAACGUGCAAAUUCUUGGUAAAAAGGCUAAUUUUUUCCUGAUGCAGAAACCACAACCACGCUAGUGUCUCUGCUGCAUUGCAGUGCAUUACUUACUUGACCAGUACUGUAGGAUUAACAUUCCCCUUUUCGUCCACCAGAGCGCAGUAUUCUCAACAGAGCUGGACACAGUUGUUGCAGUUUUGGGCAAUUGUCUAGUCAUGUUCCUCUUGGCGUCUGAACGUUUCUUCGUGCUGCUUCUGAGUUUCUUGAAUUUUUUAAAAGUUUGCUGAAGUGAAAUAUUUGUGCCAUAAACCUGAAUGUGCAAGUGGUGGGACAGAAUAGUUCUUGAAAUAAUGCUUAAUUAAACUGGAACCAAACAGUCAUUAUCCUUUCUGCGUAUUGUAUCACAUUUCCCAUGGAUAAAUUCAGUUUGGUUUGAAGGGUCCUACUGUACAUAUGUGUAAAUAAGCACUGCAUAACCAUGUAUUCUAAUUACAAAAUAUUAUAGGGUGAACUAUGUUGUGUGGUCUAAUUUGCUAUUUUGUGGUGUAGCCGUAUUUGAUGUGAAUGGUGACUGACCACACCCUAUUUCUUCUGGUUGCCAUAGGUAUUUAUAAAACAUGUAAUGCUUAUGAA